AUGUCUUCAUCCGCAGUCCCAUCCUCCUCCAAUGGGAACGCUGUUGAGAACACUGGAGGUGAUAUUGUCAUUCCCAAUGUCUCGAGGAUCUUCGAAAUGCGCAAGAACUGGAUCAAAAAUGAGCGGCAGGACGCUGUCCAACGUUACGCCCAGAAAAGCCGGAGACUGAAUAGAAUCCUCGAAUCCAAUAUCCAGACCGACGUAUGGAUUCAACGAACCGAGCGUCUUCUGUCAUUUUUGGAGCACGAUUUUGAGAUCUCUCCGCGGUAUAAGACCGAGGCUCAGAUCGACGUUCUGCUGAAGAUGAUUUACGACAGAGAGGACUUCCAUUUCCCCGAGCCCUUGAAGCGACGCGCCAAGGCUCUCUAUGAGGAAUAUGAGGCUCAGAACUGGGGCCAGCGUGGCCCUGACGACGUCGAUAGUGACGACGUUGACCCCGAGGAAGGCGGUGACGACGAAGUUCUGUCCAACUCUCAAAACAUGGUAGCCGCACAUGCUGCCAAUGCCAAUCCUACCAUAGCGUCCAUCCGCCAACCUCCCGCCAACCAUCCCAUUUGGGGCGUGAAUGGUAUCAUGCACGGUGUGGUUCCCAAGCACGGCGGCAAAAAUGCCACCACGCAGCUCGACCGACGUUACCUCCGCGAGAAACGCUCGGCCAAAGUCUUUGGCCACAACGGCCUAACCCCUGGCGACUGGUUCCCCAACCAGCUGGUAGCCCUUUUCCACGGCGCCCACGGCUCCCGCAUCAGUGGCAUCACAGGCAACAUUCACACGGGUGCCUACAGCGUGGUGGUCUCUGGCCUCUACAAGAACGUCGACGAGGAUCGCGGUGACACCAUCAUCUACUCCGGUCCUGGCAGCCAGGACAACACCGACCCCGACGAGCUCCCCAAAGGCUCCGCCCAGGCUCUCCAGACGUCCCUGAACUCAGGCCGCCCCGUCCGUGUCCUGCGCAGCUCGAGGGGCGCUAUAUCUGUUGCCCCCUCCGUGGGCAUCCGCUACGACGGCCUGUACGUCGUCUCCCGGCGCCUGGCGCCGCAGAAGAAUGCCAAGGGCGGUCUGUUUGUCUGCUUCGUUCUGCAACGCAUCCCGGGUCAGGAGAGCCUCGAGUCCAUCUACUUGCGGUCGCCCACGCGUCAGCAGAUGGCUGACUUUAGUCGCAUCAAAGAAUUCUUCUGA
Messenger RNA from Cryphonectria parasitica EP155, 1179 nucleotides. RefSeq lists its product as uncharacterized. The transcript is spliced from 2 exons. The record is from RefSeq and is a predicted model, not a curated record. NCBI's taxonomy places the organism in Eukaryota, Fungi, Ascomycota, Sordariomycetes, Diaporthales, Cryphonectriaceae. Gene Ontology annotation, biological process: negative regulation of gene expression via chromosomal CpG island methylation; protein ubiquitination. The coding region runs from base 1 to 1179 and encodes 392 amino acids. Gene Ontology annotation, molecular function: ubiquitin protein ligase activity.